GAUCUGGGCCCCGGACAGUUGCCCGUUGGAGUACCAGCCUUGCCUAGCACGUCUGUUUUCGGGUGGUUCUGACCAGCAGCUUCAUUAUCUGUUAAACAAGCGCAUGGGAAGCAUCACAAAAAGCUCUCCCUGGAGCCCUGUGCGGUGUUGCUACAGGGGGUAAUGAAAUUAUCUUUUCAUAUUAACGUUAAUAGUUAAAGAAUGGACUCUAAUAAGGUGGCGGAACUUCUCCCGGUUUAAAACGUUGCAUAGCUCGAUAAUGACAAUAGAAGGACCGAGUGAAGCAGAAAUGUUAAACACUUGUAAAGAGGCUUCAGAGUGUUGACAGCUCCAGGGUUGCCCGUGCAAGGGCACCAAGACUGACGAGGAAACCCCGAGGAUCAGGGCCUCCUGUCCGGAUGACACCGGCAGGAGCCAGCAACACUGCUCUCCUUAGCUAGCAUUAGCUAAGCUAACAAAUGUCUUCCCUAAAUUGGAAAUAACUUGGACUAAAUGGAUAACUUAAUUCAGACAACGUAGGUGUGUGGGAGUUGUUAAGGAGUCUGCUGUCACCGAAUGGACGGACAACAUCCUCUCUAGGACUGGGUGACUGCGAGAGGUUCUCCAGGCAUGAUGGAAGGACUUCACAGCCAGGCUAUAAGCCUGGACCCACGGAGGCAGGAACUGCUUGAGGCUCGCUUCACUGGAGUUGGUGUGCCCAAGAGUUCAGCCAACAGUGAAUCAUCCAACCAGUCUCUGUGCAGUGCGGGAUCACUCAGUGACAAGGAACUGGAGACACCAGAGAAGAAGUCCAAUGACCAGAGAAGCAGGAAAAGAAAAGGAGACAUCUAUGACAGCAACAGCCAGGGAAAAGGGAGAGGGCACAAAAUGAGUGAUUAUUUUGAGUUUGCUGGCAGCAGUGGCUCUGGCACAAGUCCAGCCCGGGGCAUCCCCAUGCUGGUGCGCUCCUUUCCACAGCACUCAUUGUCUAAUCUUCUGCAAGGCAGUCCUUUGUCCAUAGGCUCAGCCCUCACAGACUCUUCAUCUUGCAGCUCUGUGAAGACAGCCCCCACACACUCCUGCUCACACAAAGCCAUCCAGUCACAACUGACACUGCUAAAACUGACAGCACUGGAGAAGGACAAGAACUCUGACCUGGAGAAAAAAGAGGGAAGGAUAGACGACCUGCUGAGGGCUAACUGUGACUUGAGGCGGCAGGUAGAUGAGCAGCAGAAGAUGCUGGAGCGCUACAAGGAACGGCUUAACAAGUGUGUGACAAUGAGCAAGAAGCUCCUAAUAGAGAAGUCAAAGCAAGAGAAGAUGGCUUGCAGAGACAAGAGCAUGCAGGACCGUCUGCGUCUGGGCCACUUCACCACCGUACGGCAUGGAGCCACCUUCACCGAGCAGUGGACCGAUGGAUAUGCCUUCCAGAACCUUAUCAAGCAGCAAGAACGAGUCAACUCGCAGCGGGAGGACAUUGAGAGGCAGAGGAAGCUGCUGGGAAAGAGGAAGCCUCCCUCUAUGGCCCAGACACCUCCACCCAGCCUCGAACAGAACAAACGAAGGAGCAGGAGCAACGGCCAGGAGAGUGAAGCUUUGUCAAUGGCAGAAUAUCAUGAGCAAGAGGAGAUUUUUAAACUUCGAAUUGGUCAUCUAAAAAAGGAAGAAGCAGAGAUCCAGGCUGAGCUGGAGCUUUUGGAGCGAGUGAGAAACCUUCACAUUCGGGAGCUGAAGAGAAUCCAUAACGAGGACAACUCGCAAUUUAAAGACCACCCCACGCUGAACGACCGAUAUCUGCUAUUACAUUUACUUGGAAGAGGUGGCUUUAGUGAAGUUUUCAAGGCUUUUGAUUUGACAGAGCAAAGGUAUGUGGCCAUUAAAAUCCAUCAACUCAACAAGAACUGGAGGGAGGAGAAAAAGCAAAACUACCACAAACACUCCUGUAGAGAGUACAGAAUCCACAAAGAACUUGACCACCCUAGAAUAGUCAAACUCUACGACUAUUUCUCACUCGACACAGACUCAUUCUGCACAGUGCUGGAGUACUGUGAAGGCAAUGAUCUGGACUUCUACUUGAAGCAGAAUAAGCUGAUGACUGAGAAGGAGGGCCGCUCUAUCGUCAUGCAAAUCGUCAACGCCCUCAAAUACCUCAACCAGAUUCGCCCAUCCAUCAUCCACUACGACCUCAAGCCUGGAAACAUCCUGUUGGUUAAUGGCACAGCUUGUGGAGAGAUUAAGAUCACUGACUUUGGCCUGUCUAAGAUCAUGGAUGAUGAAAGCGUCAACUCUGCAGAUGGCAUAGAGCUGACCUCACAAGGAGCAGGGACCUACUGGUACUUGCCUCCUGAGUGCUUUGUGGUGGGCAAGGAGCCCCCCAAAAUAUCCAACAAGGUAGAUGUUUGGUCAGUAGGGGUCAUCUUCUACCAGAGCUUAUAUGGACGCAAGCCGUUUGGUCACAACCAGUCGCAGCAGGAUAUUCUUCAAGAAAAUACCAUAUUGAAAGCCACUGAGGUGCAGUUCCCCCCCAAACCUGUGGUUACUGCAGAAGCAAAGUCCUUUAUUCGACGUUGCCUGGCUUAUCACAAGGAGGACCGUGUCGAUGUGCUGCAGUUGGCCAGCGACCCCUUCCUAAUGCCCCAUAAUCGAAAGGCUCUGGCAGGCAGCACACCUCAGGCACCUCCUCUUCCCUCCACCUCCAGCUGCUACGGCAGCAGUGCCUCCAACUGAAGCAAGAUGAAAGAAACUGGAAUAAAACCCUUGAGGACAAAGCCACGCGGAGACAUUACACACUUGAUGAACCUUCUCAUUUGCACGCUUGAUUGGGAAAGAGCCAAGAGCAUGGUGGGAUGUAGGGAUCCUGAAAGUGUGAAUGGAACCAAAAUUAUGGAUGAUGUGGUGAUGUAGUUGUAAGUGUGCCCACCCACCACCAUUAUCCAAGUGCUAAAAAUGGAGGGCCAGUCUGUGCGUGUCCAAAGAUUUGCCCAAAUGCAUGCACUAACACAAAAACGUUUGCUCAAUUCAAGGGGCUUUUUUACACAAUAAAUAGUAAAAGCACCCGAAAGAUUGCACAACUGACAGGCUGAAAAGUAAUCCAUGUGUGAAAGAUCACCUGCCUGUUCACUUUGAAAGGUUUAGAAGAAGCAUUAAUGAAAUGUCAUCCCAUUCUGCUUGAAAUGUAUCAUUGGUCAAAAUAUUUUUCAUAAGUAGAGUGGUCAGUUUCAAAUCUGUGGGUUUGAACCUGAGUCUUUCAAGAAGGGCUGAAUAAGGGAGUCUGCCUUGUUGACACCAUUAGAGGGUCAUACAUGACUUGACACAGAAAUGAGAUGAUUCUGGAAAGAUUAACUGGUUUUGACCCAUUUUAAAUAUUUAAAUGGAUAACUGAAAGUCAGCUUAUUAUUUUAAUAGUUGAGUCCAUAUUUUUCAAUGAAAUCUACCCCCUGUAAUGGUUGUGUUAACCUUAUGGGCAGGCUGACUGAGUGAGUGUUGUGAUGAGAGUUAAGAUUCAACAGAAAUAAUUAUGAAACCAUUAAAAAACAUUUGGUUUACA
Molecule: messenger RNA, 3526 nt
Organism: Etheostoma spectabile (orangethroat darter)
Lineage: Eukaryota; Metazoa; Chordata; Actinopteri; Perciformes; Percidae
Product: serine/threonine-protein kinase tousled-like 2
Exons: 21
Coding region: 610-2706 (698 amino acids)
Biological process (GO): intracellular signal transduction; peptidyl-serine phosphorylation; chromosome segregation
Cellular component (GO): perinuclear region of cytoplasm; nucleus
Molecular function (GO): ATP binding; protein serine/threonine kinase activity
Source: RefSeq, a predicted model, not a curated record